UUUUGUAUUUUUAGUAGAGACAGGGUUUCACCAUGUUGGCCAGGCUGGUCUCGAACUCCCAACCUCAAGCCAUCUGCCCGUUUUGGCCUCCCAAAGCGCUGGGAUUACAGGUGUGAGCCACGGUGCCCAACCUAAAAAUUCCUUUCCUCAAAUUCAACAGCCAUUUCUAAGAAUGAGAUAUUUUGUCUGCUUCAUGUAACUGAUGCCCAGCAGAAUCCUACCUGGCUUAUCAGCUUGACAGAUGCCCCCAUCACAGGGUUUCUCAUCCACUUUCAUCUCUUUCUGGUUAUUUGCCAAAUGGUGAAACAGUUUGUCUUCAGAGGCCCCUGGACUUCUUUCUCUUGCUCUUUUUUUCUUUUUGAGACUGUCUCACUCUGUCACCCAGGCUGGAGUGCAGUGGUGGGAUCUUGGCUCACUGCAGCCUCAACUUCUCAGGCUCAAGUGUUCCUCCCACCUCAGCCUCCCAAGUAGCUGUGACUACAGAUAUGCACCACCACUCCCAGGUAAUUUUUGGGUAUUUUUUUGGAAGAGAUGGGGUUUUGCCAUGUUGCCCAGGCUGGUCUCGAGCUUUUGAGCUCAGUCUGCCUUGGCCUCCCAAAGUGUAGGGAUUACAGGCAUGAGGCACCUUGCCCAGCCCCCUGAACUUCUCUAUGAUGUCUAUUGUCUCAACUCUUUUCAAAGACUAAGGAAAGUUCCAUCCAUCAAAAUUUUACAUCACUGUAUCUGUUCCUUAAGCACAAAGUCUUGGGUUGGGGCCUCAGAAUAUGCAUUUAAAAAGACACAACUCAAGUGUUAUGGACCAAAUGUUUGUGCCCUCUCCAAAACUCCUAUGCUGAAAUCCUAAACCCCAGUGUGACAGUAUUAGGAGAUGGGCCUUUGGAGGUAAUUAGGUCACGUGUUUAGAGGCUUCAUGAAUAGGAUUCUCCCUCAUAAGAGAAAUGAGAGUUUGUUCUUGCUCCUUGUUCUCCACCACGUGAGGAAAUGAGAAGAUGGCAGUCUGCAAACCAGGAAGAGGGCCCUCGCCAGACACAGAAUUGGCCAGCGCCUUGAUCUUGGACUUCCAGCUUUGAACUGUGAGAAGUAAAUGUUGCCUAAGCCACCCAGUCUGUGCUCGCAAAGAAACGUGGUGAUCAAGGAAGACAGCACAGGCUCCAGCCUCGUUGGGGGAGGAGAAUUAGAAUCUCAGCCUGUGCGUUUACUCAGCACACCCGUUUAAUCUCUCGGUCCUUCAGUUUCCACACCUGGGAAGCUGGGACAGCAGCAGCAUACAGCUCCAGGACCGGAGUCUACACGAACUCUGCCACCCGGGAGCCGCGAGUCUAACGUCAGUUCCGCCCGACCCCGCCCCCGCCUUCUCCCUGGGCGCAUGCGCCGCGCAGCGGCGCCUUUUACGACGCGGCGGGCGCGGCGCGCUUGGCGGCCGGAGAUAAGCGACGCGGAGCUAGUCUGAGCAGAGCGAGCGAGUGCGGCGGCGGGGCCGAGAGGACGCGCAGGUGGCGGUGUCGCCAUGUCGCACGGUCACAGCCACGGCGGGGGCGGCUGCCGCUGCGCCGCCGAACGGGAGGAGCCGCCCGAGCAGCGCGGCCUGGCCUAUGGCCUGUACCUGCGCAUCGACCUGGAGCGGCUGCAGUGCCUUAACGAGAGCCGCGAGGGCAGCGGCCGCGGCGUCUUCAAGCCGUGGGAGGAGCGGACCGACCGCUCCAAGUUUGUUGAAAGUGAUGCAGAUGAAGAGCUUCUGUUUAAUAUUCCAUUUACGGGCAAUGUCAAGCUCAAAGGCAUCAUUAUAAUGGGAGAGGACGAUGACUCACACCCCUCUGAGAUGAGACUGUACAAGAAUAUUCCACAGAUGUCCUUUGAUGAUACAGAAAGGGAGCCAGAUCAGACCUUUAGUCUGAACCGGGAUCUUACAGGAGAAUUAGAGUAUGCUACAAAAAUUUCUCGUUUUUCAAAUGUCUAUCAUCUCUCAAUUCAUAUUUCAAAAAACUUCGGAGCAGAUACGACAAAGGUCUUUUAUAUUGGCCUGAGAGGAGAGUGGACUGAGAAAACAGGAACAGGUGAUAAAGGGAAUUAGUGUUGAAUCUGAUCCUUUCGGGAGAAUUCGUCUGAGGGAUUGGCCCAUGCUGCUGUUUGGAGGAUAUAGCCACCGUUUCUCCAGCCUGUCGUAGAAAACUGCCACCACCAAACCUUGUUGGCCCUCAAAAUUUCUAAAAUGCAGCCUGAAAUAAAUCAGAAUACAAAUACUGUUCUUGAAGAGCAUGAAGGAGGCCGGGCGCGGU
Molecule: messenger RNA, 2276 nt
Organism: Rhinopithecus roxellana (golden snub-nosed monkey)
Lineage: Eukaryota; Metazoa; Chordata; Mammalia; Primates; Cercopithecidae
Gene: PITHD1
Product: PITH domain containing 1
Exons: 7
Coding region: 1508-2071 (187 amino acids)
Cellular component (GO): nucleus
Source: RefSeq, a predicted model, not a curated record